AUGGCCUCCCUCAUCAAGUUCGCCUCCGACGUCGCCCACGGCCGCCAUGCGCUGUCGAAAUUCAUCCCCAUGGGCCUCUGGCUCGCGGACGCUGUUCUGUGCGGCCUGAUUAUCUGGAAAAUCCCCUAUACGGAAAUCGAUUGGGUUGCCUACAUGGAGCAGGUCACGCAGUUUGUUCACGGCGAGAGAGAUUAUCCCAAGAUGGAGGGCGGCACGGGACCGUUGGUGUAUCCCGCGGCCCAUGUGUAUAUCUACACGGGGUUGUAUUAUCUGACCAACAAGGGUACGGAUAUCUUGUUGGCGCAGCAGCUCUUUGCCGGUUUGUACAUGGCUACGCUGGGGGUGGUGAUGCUGUGCUAUUGGAAGGCCAAGGUCCCCCCGUACAUCUUUCCGCUCCUGAUUCUUUCAAAGCGGCUUCACAGCGUCUUUGUCCUGAGAUGCUUCAACGACUGCUUUGCGGCCUUCUUCCUGUGGCUGUCAAUCUACUUCUUCCAGCGACGAGUCUGGACCGUUGGUGCUCUGGCGUACACCAUCGGUCUUGGCGUCAAGAUGUCACUGCUACUCGUUCUCCCCGCCGUCGUCAUUGUGCUGUUCCUGGGUCGUGGGUUCAAAGGGGCGCUGCGGUUACUGUGGCUCAUGGUACAGGUUCAGCUGCUCCUUGCCAUUCCGUUCGUCACGACAAACUGGAGAGGUUAUCUUGGCCGAGCGUUCGAGCUAUCGAGGCAGUUCAAGUUUGAAUGGACAGUCAAUUGGCGCAUGCUCGGCGAGGAAUUGUUCCUUAGCAGAGGCUUCUCUAUCACGCUACUGGCAUUCCACGCCCUCUUCCUCCUAAUCUUCAUCCUAGGCCGGUGGCUGAAGAUUCAAGAACGAACCUUUUUGGGAAUGAUUCCCUACGUUCUCCAGUUCCAGUCGCCUUUCACAGAGCAGGAAGAGCUCAGCAUCUCCCACAGAGUCGUCACGCCCAGGUACAUCAUGUCCACCGUGUUGUCGGCCAAUGUGAUUGGGCUCCUGUUUGCCAGAUCUCUGCAUUACCAAUUCUAUGCGUACUUGGCAUGGGCGACGCCCUUCCUCCUGUGGACGGCUUCUCCGAAUCUGCUUGUCGUGGUCCCGCUGUGGGCGGCGCAAGAAUGGGCUUGGAACGUGUUCCCCAGCACUCCUGUCAGCUCCAACGUCGUGGUGAGCGUGCUGGCUGUGACGGUUGCCAUGGCCUUUGUAGGGUCGAACCCGCAGCGUGGCGCGCCGAAGCCAAAACAACUAUAG
Messenger RNA from Trichoderma aggressivum f. europaeum, 1260 nucleotides. Its product is annotated as CAZyme family GT58. Gene Ontology annotation, molecular function: dol-P-Man:Man(5)GlcNAc(2)-PP-Dol alpha-1,3-mannosyltransferase activity. The transcript is spliced from 3 exons. NCBI's taxonomy places the organism in Eukaryota, Fungi, Ascomycota, Sordariomycetes, Hypocreales, Hypocreaceae. Bases 1 to 1260 code for a protein of 419 amino acids. The record is from RefSeq and is a predicted model, not a curated record. Gene Ontology annotation, cellular component: endoplasmic reticulum.